Molecule: messenger RNA, 15521 nt
Organism: Glossina fuscipes
Lineage: Eukaryota; Metazoa; Arthropoda; Insecta; Diptera; Glossinidae
Gene: Svil
Product: supervillin
Exons: 20
Coding region: 234-15476 (5080 amino acids)
Biological process (GO): cytoskeleton organization; actin polymerization or depolymerization; actin filament severing
Cellular component (GO): cytoplasm; actin cytoskeleton
Molecular function (GO): actin filament binding; phosphatidylinositol-4,5-bisphosphate binding
Source: RefSeq, a predicted model, not a curated record
AAUGUCAAUUUUCUUUCUAAUUAAAUUCAAGCUCAGCAUGGCAUUCACUCAGUCAUUCAAGGUAUUUCUGUUGUUUUGCUCUAUACGAGAUAUACUGUUUCAAACCAAAAAAGAACCGUUAUACGGUAUACGAGUGAAAAUUUCAAUUUUAAAAAUUAAUUAAAUGCAUUUAUAAAACAAUAAAAAUUUUAAUUGAUUUCAUAAAAUACGUCCAAGCAAGAGAACGGAUUUAAAUGAAUCCAUUGCCUAAGACUGUUCAAACUUCUUGGCGUCCCCAAUUACCACUUCCUAAAGAAAUUCCAAUAUCUGACGAACACAUUAAUCGUUUUCAAUACGACGAUUAUCAACGAGAAAUCGACAUAGUCGAUGUAAAUCAAAGAAUUGUCGACCACAAUAUAAUGGAUCGUUUCUAUCACAAGGAUAAGAAGGAUGCGACGACGAGCGCUUUAAGCACCUCGCAAAUGUCGCAUGCCUCGAGUGGCGGUAAUAAGAAAUGGUCCUUUGGUCGUUUAUUUCGCCGCAAGAAGGAAAUCGAAUCGGAAUCAUCAACCGAAGAUGAUCGUAGGGCCGGUUUUUCGCCAUCGCAAAAACAUUCACGCGCCAACGCCGCGACAAUAACGAACAAAACGAAAAAACAGAAAACUGCAAAUCGUGGUAGUGGUAAAGUGAGCAACGGCGCCGAACUAGAUCGUGUAGUAGUUGUUAAUCAAAGCUUUUUAAAUGAUAAACAACAUUAUGGUCAUAAUGCGGAGACUGAGUUUUUCCUGCCCGUGGAAAUAAUGCCAGUCCCCAAAGAACAUUAUUAUCAAAAUCAACAGGCUCAGCCACAACAGCCAACGCAAUUAAAAUCGCAACAACACCAACAACAACAACACCAACAACAACAGUACCUGCCACAUGCUACAAUAAUUAAUAAAGAUCAUCAUAAUCGAUCACAUAUGAGCCGUUCAGCUAACUCUUUAGAAAGACAUUCAGCCCGUUCGAUUCAGAAACAUCGUUCAGAUUAUAAAAGCCCGCCGAUUACUAAUUUCCAAGGUAAUGCAAUCGUUUGCAGCUCGAGUGAAGAAGAGCUUACUUCACUUAAUUCAGCUACAUUUUCAAAGCAUCGAAGCGAUGAGAGCGCGUACAGCGGUAGUCAGGCUGGAUGCAACAAUAAUCAAAAUCGAAAGAGUCGCGCAGCUCGCAAUGAACGCUAUUAUAAACGUUUGUCACGUGACAGUGAGAAUAGUAACGGUCAAAUACCCGUUAAUUAUACUACGCCCCCACCCACUUCUGUACAUAAAUGGAAAACUCAACCAGUACCUUUAUCUAUCUACCAAGCUUCUAAGGAAAGUCAUGCUUCCUUGAAGGCGUUAAAACCAAAUUUUCAAAUUAUCAAUUCUAACAAUGGAUAUCAGCAUAGCAAGCUGCGUAAUACAAGCAGUUUGCAGCAUGUGGCUCCGUAUGUACAAUGGAGUCAUGUUCAGCAACGACCAAAGAACUUACAAAACUCAGUCAAUGAUGCCAAGAGAAGCAUAAGCUAUGAUAGUCAUAUUCACUUGCAAAAAGUUAACAAUAAACAGCAAACCAAAUUACUGCCACCUCCUCCGCCUCCCCGAGAUCCAACCAGGCGUGUUAAUAUUACAGGUCACCUGCAAAAUGCCAGCUACGGUGACUUACGUCCGAUUUCUUAUGCAUUUGACCAAGUUGGCAUACCAGUUAUGCCAGCUAACGGUUUAAACGGUCGUUGUGUUUCAGACGAUAAAAUUUGGGCACAAACAUCACAUUAUCAGUCGAUAAAUUCAUUGAAUGUACCGCAAGUGAAGCAAAAUCAAAGGACCUGCAGAUUUACAAGUCAGGGCAAGCAUGGCGAUCAAUCCGAGAAAACGUCUUCGCCUAAUGGUUUAGAGUUUCAUUACGUGGCCGAUGCUGCUCCGCGUUCUCGAAAACCCAUCCAUUUAUUGAAUCAAAGUAGCAUGCCCGACGAAACGAAUGAUCCCCCUUCAUCGGGGAUUUUACGUACGACAAAAAGCGGCCUGCCCAGUUCACCACCAACAUUAAAUGCUUCCGAGUUUUGGAAGCAUUUAGAUAAAGCUGUCGUGCAAAAUCAAUCACCUGCUAAUAGAGGUAGACAUGCAGAGCGUGCUACCAUGUUGAAUGGUUCGACGAAACCACGUUCAGUAUCUUCGUCAAGAGUAACUGAAUUACGUUCUUAUCCGAUACCCAUGUAUUCAGAAGUCUAUAAGCCUAAACGGAAACCACAAGUUUCCGCGACUUCCACCGCAACGCUUCAAACGAGUACUGAUGAGGUAGACAGUGUUAUUUGUGGUAGCUUGUUUAUUAAACCAUCGUUGGAUAAUGAAAAAACCCGCGUAGAAAUACGUAAUAAGGAUGUGAAUAAAAGCAAUUCAAUGCCCAAUCGUUAUCAAAGAAGAUCUAGCGCGGAUUUAAGCUUGACUAAGCUUGAUAUUUAUGACGCUUCCGUAACCGAAAAGAAUGAACAGCAACACAGUGCUCCCGUGAUUUUAGAUACGCCUUUACCGUCAAAGAGAACAGUAGUUGGCCUCCACGGAAUUCCGCAAAUAAGUUUUCCACGUAAGAAACCAACUAAUCUGGAGGAAGCCAUAAAUGAAUUGGAAGCCAUCUACAAAUCUUUGGGUUUGACUGAUGAAAAUGAGAAAAAGGAAAAUACUUCCACAACUGCCGAUUUCGAAAAGUUUGCUUUAGCUCAUGCCGAUGAGUAUGAAGAGGAAGAUUCACCGACUGGAGAACCUGAUCCUAUUAGAGAUGAUGUAGCCUAUCGCAACAUUAAAUUGGCAAAUUUACAGCAUAAGACUGUCGAAAAACAGCCGCCUUUUGGUAUACCAUUAGGUCCAAUAGUGCCUGCAGCGAAAACUGACUAUUUACAUAUUGAAUCUGGUGGAGAUAUUGUAUGUGUUAAAAAUAGUAAAACUCCAGACGUGGUAAAAGAUGAUUUGGCUGUGAGAACGUUAAGAAAAGAGCCGCCUGGAUCAAAAGAACGUUUCGUAUAUCCUACGGAAAGUUUGAUAAAGAAGAACAGAGCUACCCGUACACAGUCAGCCAAUAUCUAUUCCUUAAUACAAAGGGAUGCCGCUAAACCCUCAGGGGGUGACAUUUUGUCUUUAUACUACGAGUGGGCGCCUAACGUUGAUCGAUCAGGUAGUAUGUCGGAUAUACAUAAAAAUAAUUCGCCCAACGAUAUACCAUCCACUCUUAAAUUAUUGCAAAGUCUCAGAGAGCAGGAACAGGAGGUACAACUUGUAAAAAAAGCGACUGUACCGUUCCGGCAUCCCAGUCAAGGGGGCGCUAUAUGUCAGCUACCAGAGGUUUUAAGAAAUCCAGUGGCAAAAGAUGAAAAGUCGUCAAAACCUACACCGUUGCCUCGAAAAUCAAUAACUCCGGAGCCUUUAAGUUCUACGACAUCUCAAAUGGAAGAGGCAUUAAAUAAAAUAGCUCAAGAUGCUCAGGAGAGUAGCAUUAAAUUAACUCAAGAACUAAAGGAGCUAAGAAAGGAGGCUUUAAUUACUGCUUCUAAGCCGAAAAAUACGCAGCCAGAUGAGAAAAAUUUAGAUUUAGAAUUAAGAGAGAUUGAAAAAGUUUCUGAAGCGGCCAAAAAAUGUAGCAAAAUGUUAUUGGAUGCUUGGCCGGUUGGAAAAGAAGAGCUGAGUCAUAAGAAUUUGCACAAAGAAGAUAAAUUGAUUAAAGCAAUAGAUCAAGUUUCUGAAGCUGCCAAUAAAGUUUGCGAAAAAAUUUUGAACGAUAUGGUCGUCAAUGAAACGGCGAAAAUCAACGAUAAAACGUUAAUGAAAAGUUUGGAAAGCAUGCAAACUUCAACUAUAGAUGAUAUAGCUAAACGUUGUAUGCGUCAACUCAAGGAUUUGGCUGAACCAACCGAUUAUGAUAAUGUGCGAGUGGGAGAACGUAACAUGGUGUCAACCUGUAAUGUUGAAACUAUUGAGCAAAAUCGCCAGCCUCUAAAAGAAUUAAGUAAUUCUAAUCUUACAGAAUAUCGCGGCAGCCAUAGAGUUGUAACAAAGCCGAACUCAGUAAUUGAGGAAAUCGAUCAGAUAAUGAAAGAAUGUGAAGAUCAGGCACGCGAUCAAGGUCAAACGAACAGUAAAGACCAAGCAAAUGCUGGCGACAAAAUGAAUAAGGUAAAGAAGAGUGAAGCAUCGAGUGCAACGACCUCUUCAUUUUCCUCGUCCAGUGAUUGUUUGGUUAAGUCGUCAAGCCCAUCGGCUAGUCGACGACAAUCGUCGAGUAUAACUUCCUUCAAUCCUUAUUCGUCUAGCGAUUAUAUUAAAUCACCUAGUAGCGAUUUUCAAGCACCUAGCACCGAUCCCAUUAAAACGUUUAGCACUACUUCCUAUGAUGUACAAACGACAACUAACAGUGCCACUUCAAUUGUUACCACUACCACUAAUAGCAAUGUUAGCUAUUCACCAUCAUCGACACCGCCACCGCAACCGCAACCGCAACCGCAACCGCAGCAACCGGUACAAUCAACGUCUAAUAAUAUGAAUAUAAUUAGUGCACGGCCGCAGAACGGUCAUUCUUCGUCACCAUCUCAGUACAAUUCUUCCGAGGAAUUGGCUCAGAUAUUUGGUCAUGUAGAUGAGAAUUCCCCAAGGAAUCAAGAAUCCGUCUCCACAUCGAAUAAAAACGAUUUUGAAAUCAUUGAAAGUGCUACAAUUUACUUAAACUCAGCAUCAGCCACUGCCAAAAAGAGCUGCCAGCAACAAAAACAACUGCAAUCAGAUCUACAAUCACAGUUUGAACAACAAUUGGAGCAACAACAGCAAAAGCAACAUCAACAGGAGCAGCAGCAACAACAAAUCAAUCAAAAAAACACAACAGGCACGAAACGUUAUCAAGGCCAUCAUCCCCACUUUCAUCAUCACACAACUCCCGCUUACUACACCGACUUACAUUUAAGAAUACAUACACCUGAAGCCAAAGAUUCAUUGAACGAAAAUUAUCAAAGUGUUUAUAGAACACCAACGAAUUUAGUAAAAGACGAACGACAGUUUCCGAAAAGUUCAACCGCAACGGUGGCACCACCACCCAUUAGUGGAAAAAAUUCUACAAAAUCGGACAGCAUUAAUAAUAAUAAUAAUAACAUAUCGACAGAGAAACUCAAUAAAGCAGCAACGUCAGCUUUUUUUCGUGGAGGUACUGCAAUCAAAGAGCCACAAAAAAUAUCCGAAAUUUAUGCAAGAUCUUCGCCAACGUCUGCGACAAACCCCGUAAAAGGUAAUUUAGAUAUAGAUUCCCCUCGAACGGCUCGCAUUGUUGCAAGUAGUAUAGUAACCCUUAAUAACGUAACUUCAACAGCAGAGCAUAAAACACAAUCAUUAAAUAAGCCAAUAAGUGGUAGCACCUCAGCGGAACGCAGUCGUAAUUGUAAACGUUUCUCUAAUCGUAAGAAAGUGGUGCGUGUGCGUAGCGAAUCACGCCCUAUUAGUGCUUUGUAUGAAAUAAUAUGCAAAGAAACCGGUCACGAUCUCUUUACCACAUCAACCAACGACGAAGAUUCCUCCUCCGAAAGCAAUAUCAGCGACGACGAAAAUAUACGUAAUUAUCAAGUAAGACGCUCUCGUCGAUCACAUUCAAGUUCCUUGUCGCGACAAAAUAAACCACACGGUACCGGGAAUUCUUCUACCAUGUCUGGUGGCCUAGAGAACUCAUCUGGCGGUGAUUUUCCGCAACAAAAACCAAAUGCGCAACUGAAAAAAAACAAUCCGAUUUACAUAAACGAUCUCAGCGAAGACGAUGACGAUCUUGUGCAUAUUGAAGGGGGUUGUUCACGAAAAAAUCUGCGCUUGCGUGUAACGCAAAAAACGACAAAUCUAUUAGAUGAUAAACGUCAACCCAGAAAGGUCGCAUCUUUACCACACAAUCAAAUCAGUCAAGAAACUCAUCAUCAUAUUCCUCAGCAAUUUCACAUUUAUAUUCCAUCAGUAGAGACUUCCUCCUCUAGUAAUGCCCCCAUUCGUAACUUUCAUUCGCUGAAGCAGGUAGAUUCAAGCUCAUCCGAACACAAAAAAGAAUUACCCAACAUUAGCAGUAGUAAUAAAUCAUCUAGUAAUAAUAAUAUCGGUUGUACGAUCCCGUUGGUCGGUGCCACAGAUUUGCAAGGUAAUGAAGAAUGCAGUGCACAAGACGAAAUGAAGACAGGUGCAGACAAAUCGUUAACCCUCUUCCCAACGGCCAGUACACCGUACGAAACCUUGAUGUCUCCUAAGGGGGCACGUUUUACUCGCAAGCACAAACGUAAUCGCGAUGAAAAACAAAGACGUCAUACCGUUAGCUCAAUAAAACUAACUAACGAUGCUUCAGAAAAUGACGACCAACUACAACAACAACAACAACAACAACAACAACAACAACAAAAGAAGCAACAACAAUAUAAUCAAGAUUUAAAUGGUGCUGGUCACGAAAAUCAUGCUUUACCACCAACUAAUGCCUCUAAAAGAUAUAUAACUCGAAAUCAGCGUAACAAUUCAUCCGGUUUAAAUGGUAACGUUUCACCUCAUUCAGUACAUGCAGUAACACCGUCCGAUAGCUUACCGCCCCCUGAAUUGGGAGCAGCGACAGUAACAGCAACAGCAACAACAAUAGCAGAGACAUCAGCAAUUAUAAAAAACAAAAGAGCGAUAGCAACGGGAGGAAAGCCAACAACAAUAAAGUCGACAAAACUAACAACAAAGGCAACAACAAUUAAUAGCGAUAAACAGCAUAUAGAUAUGACCAAUUCUGCAAAAGUUUCAGCCACCUCCGCAAAGAAUGCAUCACCAACAGAAUUAAAGAGCUCGUCAGCUAUUGGUGGUGCCGGUAGUUGUGGUGGUGGCGGUGGCGGUGGCGUUCAAGCUGAUUCGAAUGGAACACUUUCAAAUGCUACCGCAACAACUACCUCAUCAACAACUUCUAUUCCAAAUAGAAAUAUGCAAAUUCCAGCAUACUGUAGCGCGCAUAAAAGUAUGGAUCAAUCCUUUAUCCUGAAAUCUAUGAGAAAGACUUGCAAUAAACUUCAUAAACAACACCCGACUAAUACCACCAACACUACUUCCAAUAAUAUCAAUAAUAAUUGCCAUCAUAUUCAUAUAAAUAAUAGUUUAAAUAGUAAUAAUAAUAAUAAUAAUAAUAAUUAUGCCACACCUACCGCCUCUACGUUACUUAAACAACGUCGUCAUCAUAAGUCAAGUUGCUCCACGUCACUUGUUCCUCUUUCACCUAAACAUCGUAAAUGUCCCUUAUCGCCGCUUAAUAUUACCAAUGCGAAUGCAACAACAAUACCGUAUCAUCAUUAUUCAGUACAAUCGCCAUCAAUACAGCAACAAGAACAACAACAGCAACAGCAACAACAACAACAACAACAACAACAUCAGCAACAAUUCUCGCCACAAUUGUAUAAUAAAUUUAAUAAAAAUUCACCAGCGAGUCCUUUAAUGAUAAGUUCGUUACCCACAACACCGUUAUCACCGAAUUCUGUGCAUUUAGUGCGUACAACAAAAACGUCACGUUUACGGGCCGCCGCGCUUGAUAAGAAAAAAGACGAUCCAACCUCACCAAAACAUCAUUUAAUGCUUAAUGCUUCAGUGUCGUUAGGAGCUUCGCAAGGUAUAAGUAAUUCGGAUAGCGAGCAACAAGGAAACAAAUUAUCAUCACCCACUACAGCGUACAAUAAUCGCCAGCAAUCGGUAAUUGGUAAAAAAUCUGCUGCUGCGACUGCUUCAUGUUAUGCCAAUCGUUCACGUUCUAUUAACUUGAAAACUAAUUCCGCUUGUAUAUUAAAAACUUUGAAACAAAAAUCACAAAAUUCUGAUACUACAACAAUUAAAACAAAAGAACCGAAAAUCUCAAAAUCAUCAACAUUAUCUUCGCAAAUGAUACGUAAAGAUGAUAUCAAGUUUAUUAAGAAUAUUUAUGGUGAACAAGAGGAAGUUGAGGAAGAACAGCGAUACGAAGAAGAAGAUGAAGAAAUCGACGAUGACAAUGACGAAAAUGAUGAUGAUGAUGAUGAUGAUCGUGAUGAUAAUAACGAUGAUAAUGAUGCCGAUGAUUAUGAUCGUGAUAAUGAUGAUAAUCGUGAUGAUGGUAACGACGAAGAAGAAUAUGAAGAAGAUGAUAUGCUAGAAAUUAACGAUUUACCUGCAAUAUCCAUGAAUUUUACAAAACCGCUUUAUUCCCCAAAUGUUGUAUCCCUUGAUAUUAAUAAUACUUUAGAUAGAAUGGAAACUUUGGAUGCACGUAAAAGUCUCGAUAAAGUAAGAAAAUGCAAUGAAGAACGCGAUAAAUCGUCAAAACGUAAAUCAAAUUUGAAUCGUUCCUUAAAUGAAGAGGCAGCAUUUGAUAAUGAUGAAUCUGCAGCUUUACGCCGGAGACGCCGUCGUGAAUUGGGUAUGGCUCGUCAAUUGGUACCCGGCGAUAAUGAGGCUAUCGCCGUACGUGAUUUAAUUUCACCACAAAAAUGUAAAUGUAUACCUGAGGAUGAAAAAACGAAAGUGUCACCAAUUCAAAUUUGCUAUUUGGAUAUGACGCAUAAAGGUAUUGACGCAACUAACACUACAAAAAAUCAGACUGCAAAUGAUAAUGGAUAUGACGAGACAUAUAAAGGCAUGUACACGUUAGGCUAUCAUAUGGAAAUGGCACGGAAAGGUCAAGAUAAAAUCAAUGAACGCAGAAGAGGUCAAAUAUCAAGCCCGCGGAAAGAGAAAACGCCACCAAAAGCAAUAUCAAAACCGAACCGCAUUAAUGAUCCUGCUCUCUUAGAUGAUCUUAAAAUGCAGAGAAGCAGUGACGUGAAUCGCAAAGUGAACGAACGGACUCGAGCUGAUUUGGCCGAUAUCAUCAAGAUAGCCGAGUUGGCUAACGAGUGCACACAAAGUACUUGCAACGCCAUAAGCAUAUUAAAUGAGACCGUCAAUCUAUUGCGAGUAAAUCAAGUGACAGUCGAUUCGGAAGGUGAACGAAAACCGUCACCUGCCAAGCAUGCCACCUUCUUGGAGGAAGAGUGCGUUUAUUAUGAACCGUAUCCUUUGGAAAACUGUGACCCUGGCACUGAUAACGAUGAUGAAAAUUUACAAGUCAGCCCGGUAGGUGGUGGCAUAUUGCGCACGCAGCGCAUGCUUAAAGCUCGCAGCGUAGAAGGAGAUGUCGGAUAUGAGAUGCCUAAAUUGUCUCCUAUAUUGCGUCGCAAAAGCACUGACGAUCCUGCCGGUGGUAUAUCAGCGGGAACGAGUCAAAUUGUCUCAAUACUAAAGAAGAAGGAUCAUUUAUCGGCAGGAGAUUCAAGUUCUGCUUCAAGUAAUGCCUCUCCUGUCACUUUCUCCUCUAAUGUAGUAGAUACACCGACCAAGCAGAAACGAGCCGGUAUACUGAAAAAACGUUCAUCGUUAGACGAGUCACGCUAUUAUUCGCGUUCUCACUCGCCCGACGAACGUAGCAUUUUAGUUAAAUCGGCUCGUCGCAACUCUUUGGAAGAGACAGCGGCUGGCAGCACUUCUACAACUAGUGGUCAUCAUGGCAUUUUAAAGCAAAGCAGUUAUGAUAGCAACAAAAGCGAUGGCUGCCCGUCCGCGUCAGGUGAAUCCUCGCAACCGCAUAGCAUACUUAAGAAAAAAGACUCAACGUCCACACCUUGUGACGGGGCGUCUGGCCAUUCGUCCAAACAUGUAUCAAUAUCACAAGCAGUAAUACUAGCAGCUGCUGAACUUUAUGCUGCCGAAACCGGAACUAGCCCUUCUAGCAACGGUAAUGAUUCGCUAGGAUUCACGCCAAAUAAUGAAGAAUAUGAGCUGAGGCCUAUUUUGAAACCUGAAACCCCAUCCACAGAUGAAAGUAUUAGGCCACCAAAACCUAUAUUGAAAAAGAAAUCUUUAGGUGAUUCCGAUGAGCAUGAGAUAAAGCCAAUUUUAAAAACCUCACGCAAAUCAAGCCGAGAAGAAUCUGAUCUAUCGAAUGUGCAUGGAGAAGGAGAACAAUCCGGUGAACCAUUGGUUAAACCGAUACUUAAGACUGAUUCGCCAUCAAAACGACGUUCGUUGGGUGAUGCCGAUCACACUGAAGAAGAUCGCGGUCCAGAUUCUUUAUUAUUGAAGAGACGUACACGUUCAUUAGAACGCCAGGAUGGGCCAGUCAUUGAUCUGGGCGAGGCAUUAAACGCCAUUGCCACCUCACAAACACAGGCCAAUGAAUUGGCUACUACCUUAACUAAUUCGGUGGCUGGUCAAAAUUUCUCAGUUGCCGAACGUAUUAAGUGCAUGGAAAAGUUCCUAAAUUUCACAAGCGCCGGUAAUCAAACACGAGAUUCAAUUACUUCCCUCGAUUUGCCGUGCGUUGUUGCAUCAGCACCUAAUGCUUGUUUUAAACAAGUGACGCCUAAUGUGAACAAGCGUGAGCUUUACAAAGAUCGUUUCAAAACGCAACCGGUUACGAAUGAGGAAAAGAAUGCCUUUAAAAGUGACGCUUCAGUUUCGCAUACCACAACGAGUACAACUUCAACUAAAUCGUUGGAGGGACUUUGUGGUUCACCAAGUCUACCUUUAUUUAAUACACAAAUAAAUCGUCAACAACCGAAUGUUUCGCCAUUCUUUACUUUGACACGUUCGCCUACACAAUCCGUACAAACGUCAGUUGUGAUUAAAAGCAGCAGUAAUUUCUCAACGCCAUCACAAUCUGCCUUUACGUCUAUAGCUGCAAGUGCUAUUUCAGCAUCAUCGACGCCCUCAUCACCGGUCAAUAAUUUAGCGCAUAAAACAUCCACAAAUAGUGCCAUUAAAUCGAUAAAUAUGAGCAGCGUUACCGAUAUUUUAGAAUUAUCGCCAAUAUCGGGCAGUGAUAAUAAUACCAAUAUAACUAACAAUGCAAGCGAAUCACGAAUAAUUGAAAUGUCUAGUCUGGAACUGGACGUUGAUAUGCCCGAAAUGAAAUCGCCUGAGAGUCAAACAAACGCUUCGUCAACGUGCGGUAUCGUACGUACAAAUAGUGUGCGCGCGCGAGCCAAUAUGUUUCAACAAUUGCAGAAGAAGCCGAGUGCUGUUAACUCAAAUCGGGAAGAACGCACUUCACCGAAGAGAGUAACAUCACGUCCAUCGCCUUCUUCGACAAUUGUGAUCCGGAACAAUAAUAAUAACGACCAUGCAAAUAAAACGUUGCAAAUAGCAAACAAUAGUCAGCGAACGUUGAAUACGACGGACGAUGAAAUCGCUACCGCAACGAAAACAUUAAAUGCCCCAGCAACGAUCGGUUUAAUAAAAUCGAAAUCGGGUUGUUUCGGUUUAAUGACGUCGGAUUUGAAUAAUGAAUUGAAAAAUCGUUUAAAAAGUUCAGAACAUGCUACGGUCACAAAUCUGCGUAAAUCGUGUACGACAAGUGAUACGAAAUUAUCAUUAGAAACGGAUCAGACGACGACGACGACGACGGCAACGACAACGACAACGGCGGCUUUACAUGAUGAUACCGUAAGUUUAGUGCGUAAUCUUAGCAGUUUAGGUAAACUGCCGACAGAGCGUCGCUUAGCCCCCUCUUCUGGUGGUGAUGGUAACGAUAACGAAACCGAGAUAGCAUCAACAUCGGAGGGCGAAUCAUCGGGAGGUCGUGAAAUAUCAGAAAUUAUUAAAAAUAGUGCCAUAGCACGUAGACGUAAAUUAGCGGAUGGUAGUUUGAUAGCUAAGAGCAAAAGUCAUUCGGCCAUAGUACCGCCACCAGGUGCCAUAGCUAUAGGCAUUGGCCCACAGUUACCUCCCUUAGCAGGUGGUUUCGUGAAACUACGUCAUGUUGUAAAUUCUGGCGAUAUUAUUGAGCAAAAAUCACAACAACAACAACAACAACAACAACAACAACAACAAGAUACUAUUGAUAACGUUUCUAAAAACUUCGAACAUCUAACAGGUAAACGCAAUUUCGAAGUGAAUUACGAAAAGGAAGACGGAGAAGAAGAAGAAAAAAUUUUAAAAAAUCCCACAGCAUUACCCGCAUUUUUACAAGGAGACCUUAGACGUUCUAAAACACAAGUCAUGGGUCCCGAUCAGCGUGCUUUGAAUAUAACUAAGACAAGUUCUAUAGCCGAUCGAUUAGCAGCUUUGCAGAAAAGCGGCGAAGAUGAUUGGAAGAAACGCAUCUCGAAACGUGAUGAUAUCGAUGAAAUACGACGAGAGAACUUAGUUAACGAAUCUCUGUCUCUGGCGCACAAUCUUUCUAAUAAACCUUUGCCUACCUCACCGCUAAUAGCGACCAAUCUAGAGGGUGGUAAAGUUUCGGAUCGCGUGGGACAAUUGAAAUCAUCCUCAGAAAAUUGGAAAACUCGCGUCGAACAAUCGGAUGCUUCGAAAUUUACAGUCGCCGGACGGCUGCAAAAGAAAGCACAAUCCCCCGUAGAAUUACAAUUUGAACGUGACCAUAAUGGAUCACCCAAAAAAUGUCCCUUAUUAACAAUACGCAGUGCUAAUCAGCCAUUGUUGGGUUUGGCGAAAAGUCCUUCGAUGAUGGUAAACGGCAACGGGUGCCAACGUAACGCCAGUAACGGUGCUUUAUUUGUACAACGUAGUCUAAGUAUGGAGACGUCAAGCGUAAUGGAAAUAAAUUCGGCAAAUAAUUCGGAUUCGGAUAAUGAACGCGAAUUUAUCAGAGAAUCAGAGAAAAGUAAUGGUAUCGAUGCUAGUCCUAAUAAUGGAGGUCGUGUAGUUGUGCCUAAAAUCGACGAUGAGGAGACAUUUGAGAAUUUCUUUGCAUCAAAGAAAUCGAUAGCCUCCAAGCAAGAGAUGAGCAUCGAUGUAACCGAUUUUGAUAAAAUUAAACCGACCGCACGGUUGGCAAUUAACAAACGUAACAUACAAUUACCAAGAGGUCGAAGGGCUGCACGUAACCCUUUAAAAAGUCUAGCCAACCGUCAAGAUAUUGCUACAGAAUACACUGAAAUGAAGAUGGGCAUAGUAGAAAGAGAGAUGAGGAGAAUUAAAGUUGAAUCAUAUGGCGUACGUUGUUCAUUGGCAGCCGAAGCGUUAGCUGGCUUAGCUUCAGUUGAAGAUUUCAAAUCGGUAGCAUUAAAAUCUUCGACAUUACCAUUGAAUCAGAUGUGGCUGCCAUAUAAGCCUCUUAUGUUGUUGCACAUCAAAGGUCGCACUCAUGUGCAGACACGCCUAGUUGAACCGUCUUACCAGUCGUUAAACAGAGGCGAUUGUUUCAUUUUAGUCACCGAUACGUUACUGUAUCGUUAUGUGGGCUCUUAUGCGAAUAUAAUUGAAAUCUCACGCAGUAAAAAGAUUUGCGCUUAUAUAUUAGAGAAUAAGGAUCUUGGUUGCGCUGCAACUGCGGAGGUUAUACUCACCGAUGGUAAAUUUUUAAAUGAAAAUCAUUGGAAGAAAUUCUGGGAGUUACUGAAUAAACCAGAAGACUACCAAAUUCCCGACAGUGGCCAUGCCGACGAAGAUGACUUAUUCGAAAUUAGCUUGAUAGAGACGAAUAAAGUUUAUGAGUUUCAAGAUGAUGCUCUCGUGCCAUAUGAACGUUACUGGGGUUCUAUUCCCAAGGUGGAUAUGCUUGACUCGCGUAAGGUAUUAAUAUUCGAUUUCGGCUCCGAAUUAUACGUAUGGAAUGGUAAAAAUGCAUCCUCGGAUGCCAAGAGAGCGGCCAUCAAAUUAGCUCAGGAGCAUUUUGAUGAAGGUGGCGUUGACUAUACAAAGUGCUACCUCAAUCCGAUGAAUUAUUCAACAAUUGUAGGCUUGCGAGAUAAUUAUAAUUUCCUUAAAUGCAGCAAUAGGCGUGGCGAUUGGUGUAUUUUGGGUAAGAUUACCCAGAACAUGGAAACGUGUUUGUUUAAAGAGAAAUUUUCUGAUUGGCCUGAAAUCGAACGGGAAGACUUGGAAAAAGAUUAUUUGGUAAAUGGUGUUCAUGCGGUAAAACCUUUAGACGGAGCUAAUUUAUUCAAAGGUGCACCAUAUGUAGAACCGAACUUAAUAUUGGAACAGUCUAACUUGGGACGUGGCAAUUUCUACUACGAUAACGAUAGCAUGCGUCACUUUGACAUUAUUACCAAGUCCAUCGAUAAAUGGCAAAUUAAUGAAUACAAUUUCGAUAAGGCUAAAAAGGAUAGCUAUGGGCACUUCUACACCAAUGAAAGCUAUAUAGUACGUUGGAUGUAUCAGAUCUCGGUAUCAGUUAGGGAACUAAGUGGACGAAUUUCCAAUCGCGCUACGGUGGGACGUGAACGCUGCGUUUACUUCACCUGGCAAGGCAGUGAAGCUUCCGCCAAUGAAAAAGGCGCAGCUGCCUUACUAACCGUAGAACUUGAUAAGGAAAAAGGAGCACAGAUGCGCGUAGCUCAAGGUGAUGAAAGUACGGCUUUUAUACGUCUCUUUGACACUAUGUGGCUACACAAAGGCCGCAAAGAGGACUGCUUACGUAAACAGAAAGAAUGGCGUUUAUAUCUGGUGCAUGGUAAUGUGCCGGAAGAGGCCUUAUGCAAGGAGGUCCGUUGUCAAGCACAGCAGUUGCGUUCUAGAGCUUCAAUGCUCUUAAUAAAUGGUGAAAAAGGUGAAAUUUAUAUUUGGCACGGUUGCCAAAGUGCUAAACAUACUCGUGAAGUAGCCGAAAAGACUGCCGAAAAACUUCGUCUGAGCAAACCAUACGAUUUGUUCAGCGCCAGCACAAUCACAGUCGAUAUUAUCGAGGAAAUGCACGAACCGCGGGAAUUUAAAAAAGUUUUAGAUUUAGACUAUCUAACAAACGCAUCUGAGGUCUAUGGUAGUCUUUGGGAUAAAAAACCUAAAGACUUUUUCUACACUCCACGCUUAUUUCAUUACUCCAGUACUCAAGGUAUAUUUAACGCCAACGAAUUGCUAUCACCCCUGAGAUGUAAAGAUCUGCUGACGCCGUAUCCGUUUACACAAACUCAGCUAUAUAGUGCUCGGCAACCGACCAUAUUUAUGCUCGAUGACGGUGACGUGUUAUGGUUGUGGAUGGGUUGGUGGCCUCUGGAGGAUGUCAAAAUUACCGCUGAAGAACGCGGCAGCCCUACGAAUGACAACCGUGCGGGAGUUAAUCGAUGGAUUUCGGAGCGCAGAGCUGCUUUAGAAACGUCGGUUUCAUAUUGGAGAGCCAAGUUUGGAGACAGCAUUGAAAAGAAAUUUCACGGCAUUCAGGGUUACGUGGUAUGGGCUGGUUUGGAGUCCGCAGCAUUUAAAGCUUUAUUCCCUGAUUGGUCCGAGAGAGAAGAUGUCAGAGAGAUUAAUUUACAAGAUGGGCGUUCCAAUAAGCCCAUUCCCAUUACUGAGGUACUGACACAGCUUACGCAGACAGAAUAUCCGUGGGAGGUAUUAAAAGAGCGUCCUCUGCCGGAAGGUGUAGACCCUACACGUUUAGAAGUAUAUUUAAAUAAUGAAGAUUUUCAAAAGGCUUUAGGACUAUCGCGUGCCGAGUUCGAGCAAAUGCCCGUCUGGAAGCAAACUAAUUUAAAAAAAGAAAGAGGUCUCUUCUAAACUAUUAACCCUGAAAAGGAACAAAAAAAAAAAAAAAAACAGAAG